This is a messenger RNA of Xiphophorus hellerii (green swordtail), 3605 nucleotides long. RefSeq names its product tripartite motif-containing protein 16-like. Gene Ontology annotation, molecular function: protein binding. Lineage: Eukaryota; Metazoa; Chordata; Actinopteri; Cyprinodontiformes; Poeciliidae. Bases 610 to 2202 code for a protein of 530 amino acids. The record is from RefSeq and is a predicted model, not a curated record. The transcript is spliced from 2 exons.
AACCAGAAAGACUACAAAAUUCCAAGCAAAUUCCUUGUAUGAUCAAAUAUAUUAUUGAUCAAUAUCUGGAGGGGCUAAACGUCCCUAAAACAGACAUAAUGACGUAGAUGCUUACGGCAGAAUUUAACAAGGUUGACUCUGUGGACCGUUGCUGCCCCUUGUGGCAUGAUUUGGUAUUAAACCAGGAGUAAGUUUCUGUUUCCAGAAAACACAAAGUUAAGUAAUCCAGAUGCAUGUGUUACAAAAAACAGAAGUUUAUCAAGAGUGUCUCAUUUGAUGCUGGAGAAAAUGAGGUCUCUGGUUUCACCUUCAUUUACCAAGAACACUCCUUACAUUUACAAAAGAAAAACAUUUCAGUACAGUGACGUUUGAAAAAUCCCUUUUGAAUUUCUGAGAUGUAUAAGACAAUUUUCAAGCUGGAAAAAGUUGACAACUCUCCCUCUUCUUCUUGCUCAAACAUGUUGAAGCUGGGUGAAACCAAUAGCUGCUGAAGGUGAAAGUUGAUUGGCUGCAGCCUCUCUGCAAUGACACAUGAGUCAUAGAUCAGAGCUCAACCCAGUUUCUGUUUUCAGGAAGUGAAACUCACAGUCGCUGUGACUGAGAGCAGAAAUGGAGCAGAAUCAGCUUGACCUAGAAACUUUCUCCUGUUCGAUCUGCCUGGAUCUACUGAAGGAUCCGGUGACGAUUCCCUGUGGACACAGCUACUGUAUGAACUGUAUUAAAAUGCUGUGGGACAAAUAUGAGCAGAAGAAAAGCUACCACUGCCCUCAAUGCAGGCACACCUUCACACAGAGGCCUUUCCUGCAGAAAAACACCAUGCUAGCAGCUUUAGUGGAGCAGCUGAAGAAGACUGGACUCCAAGCUGCUCCUGCUGACCACCGUUAUGCUGGACCUGAAGAUGUGGCCUGUGAUGUCUGCACUGGAAGAAAACUGAAAGCCAUCAAGUCCUGUUUAUUCUGUCUGGCCACUUACUGUGAGAAACACCUUCAGCCUCAUUAUGAUGUGGCUCAAUUAAAGAAUCACAAGCUGGUGGAGCCGUCCAAGAACCUCCAGGAGAACAUCUGCUCUAAACAUGGUCAUGACACAGUGUCAGCUGCAGCAGAAAGGACUGAGAGGCAGAGAGAGCUGGAGGAGAGACGAGGAAACAUCCAGCAGAGAAUCCAGGACAGAGAGAAAGAUGUGAAGCUGCUUCAACAGGAGGUGGAGGCCAUCAAUCACUCUGCUGAUAAAACAGUGGAGGACAGUGAGAAGAUCUUCACUGAGCUGAUCCGUCUCCUCCAGAAAAGAAGCUCUGAUGUGAAGCAGCAGAUCAGAUCCCAGCAGGAAACUGAAGUGAGUCGAGUCAAAGAUGUUCAGGAGAAGCUGGAGCAGGAGAUCACUGAGCUGAAGAGGAAAGACGCUGAGCUGGAGCAGCUCUCACACACAGAGGAUCACAACCAGUUUCUCCUCAACUACCCCUCACUGCCAGCACUCAGUGAGUCUACACACUCAUCCAGCAUCAACAUCCGUCCUCUGAGACACUUUGAGGACGUGGCAGCAGCUGUGUCAGAGCUCAGAGAGAAACUACAGGACAUCCUGAGAGACUCAUGGACAAACAUCUCACUGAUGGUCACUGAGGUGGAUGUUCUACUGUCAGAACCAGAACCAGGACCAGAACCGACGACAAGGGCUGGAUUCUUAAAAUAUUCAUGUAAAAUCACACUGGAUCCAAAUACAGCUCACACAAAGCUGGUUCUGUCAGAGGGGAACAGGAAGGUGACUUGGAUGGAUCAACAUCAGUCUUAUUCUAGUCAUCCAGAGAGAUUCACCGUUUAUCAUCAGGUUCUGAGUAAAGAGAGUUUAACUGGACGUUGUUACUGGGAGGUGGAGUGGAGAGGGACAGUUUAUGUAUCAGUCGCAUACAAGAAUAUCAGCAGAACAGGAGGUGGGAAUGACUGUAGAUUUGGAGGUAAUGACAAAUCCUGGACAUUAAAUUGUUGCCAAAACAGUUUUAAAUUUGGUCACAACAACAUCUGGACCUCCGUCUCAGGUCCAGUUUCCUCCAGAGUCGGAGUGUACCUGGAUCACAGAGCAGGUAUUCUGUCCUUCUACAGCGUCUCUGAAUCCAUGACUCUGAUCCACAGAGUCCAGACCAGAUUCACUGAGCCGCUACAUGCUGGAGUUUUGGUUGUGGGUUCAGCAGAGUUCUGUAAAUCCCAAUAGAUAGAAUCCAGUGAAGCUUCUGUAAAUUUGAUUCAGAUUUUACUCCUCCAACAUAUUAUUUUGUUAGUGUUUGUUUUAAAUCUAAACUCCUCAGAAAUCAUUAUUCAGAGAUAUCCAGGUUAUGUUUUUCUUCAAAUAGGAUGUUCCUGUUCUGAUUAAUUUGUUCAUUUUUCAACACUAUUCUCUAAAACUGGUGAGAGUAAACCCAAGCUGCCCACCAGGCUUUCGAUACACUGGGAUAAACCCUGCAAUAAAUGACUGAAAAAAUAUUUCUAGGUCAAUGAAUCUUAAUUUCAGCUGCCACAUUCUUGGUGGGGUCAGAAUUUGGCAUUGCAACAUGCAAAGGUUGAGAGUAGUGGUGUCAUGGUGCACAGCCAAAAGAAAAGCAUGCCACACUUUUCAGUAAAAAAGUGUGCAUCUAAAAACGUGUACUAGUUUGUGUUGUUCCAUCUAAUAAAAUCCCUAUAAAACACAUGGUAGAUGAAGGCUUUAACAAGUUCCAGGGAUAUGAAUACUUUUGCACUCCUUAUCACCUCUAUGAUUUUUAAAAAGAAUACAAUUAAGUAUGCAAAACAAUAAGUGUUAGAAUAAUCAAUAAUAAUAUAUAGUGUAUAUUAUACAUAGAGAAAUAGAUUUGGAGUGUUGUAAAUGCUCUAGUUUUAAACAGAUUGUCUUCCUGAUAUUCAGCGUGAAGGGGAGAGGGGUGACUGUGUGUGUGUGUGUGUGUGUGUGUGGGUGUGUGUGGGGGUGUGUGUGGGUGUGUGUGUGUGUGUGUGUGUGUGGGAGGGCGGGAGGGCAGUUGUGAGAGGAAAAAAAGCCCCUGCCCUUGCAUAAGAGUGAAACAUACGUCUAAAACACAAGCAUCUAAAGGAAACCUACAGUUUAACUAGUAGCACGACUAGUCAGUGCUGAUUACGGGUCUGUGAUUUCCUUCAUCCAUUCAAAAAACUAAAUCUGUAAGAACUAAACUCUUACAGAUUUUUUUCUGUAACACUUGCUAGUGUGAUACAUUUCAGUAAAUGUUCCUCAUCUGUCCGUGUAUUUCUUAAGAAUAUGUUACAGGCACUAAACAGGCCUUGGUGAAGCUGUUCAUAUUUAACUUUCACUUUUCCCCCCAAAAUAAAAUCUGAUUAAAAGUUAACCUGUGUUUUUUUUUCUUAAAUAUCCUCUCACAGAGAUUUACUUACAUCUUCUGACAGCUAGCCCAACUUAUAAUAACAUUGGUUAAGUUUACUCACUACACAACCAUGCUCCAAGAGUUUCUCACAACAUGAGGAAUUGUUUUACCUUUAAAAUUAUCUUCAGCUUUUGUUCCUUGGUUCUAAUUAUGCUUUUUCCUUCCAUCCAGUAACUUAACACACUUGUCUUAAGUUUAUUCAGUAACAAAAUAUAAUACACCUGUA